AAUAUAUUUAUAAAACAUUAUGACAUUCAACGUAUUUGUGGGAAGUAUAUUUCUAGGAAUCAUAAUCACUGGCUGCGAAGCAAACAAGAUUACAGAAGAUAUCACUCUGGAUUACCCACAAGUACAGACAACAUCUGGCCUCGUUACUGGAGCUACGACAGUUGAAUCGAAUGCAUUUUGGGAGAUUCCGUAUGCUCAACCACCUUUGGGCAAAUUAAGGUACCAGGCUCCAAAGCCGAUAACGACCCCAAAUAAUGAAAUAAAUGGAACAAACAAUAACUUUCUUCAAUGUUAUCAGUAUGAAGAAGCUUGUGCUUUUGUUUCUGAACAUCGAUGCCGGCUAAACAUGAAAGAAGACUGCCUUAUAUUGAACGUAUUUACUCCGGCGUCUAUGGAUCUUAAAAAUGCAACAAAACCACCAUCUGAAAAGCUCCCCGUGCUCUUCUAUAUUCAUGGUGGCUUUUUCAUUAUCAAUUCCGCGACACAGCCACGACAUGAUGGAAGAGAACUAGCGAAUGUUACAGGAACCGUUGUAGUAACAAUCAACUAUCGCUUGGGACCAUUUGGUUUUCUGAGUCAUCAACAAACGGGCCAGGAAGACAUAAAAGGAAACCAAGGUCUGAAAGAUCAACAACUUGCUAUGAGAUGGGUUCAAGAUAACAUUGCUAACUUUGGAGGAGACAAAACUAAGGUUACAAUAUUUGGUAACAGUGCUGGAGCCCAAUCAGUCAUGUUUCACACACUUUCCAACAUUAGUAAAAAUCUUUCCUCGAAUUCAAUUCAACAAAGUAAUCCAGCUAUUGCCUCAUUUUACUAUCCUUCACCGGAAAUGUCACUGAGGAUUACUAACAGAUUGUUACAAAGUUUAGGAUGUACCGGGGAUGAAAGAGCUUGUUUGCUAAAUUCUACGCCGCAGACGAUUGUCAAUCAAACUACGCAAGUACAAAACUCAACUCAACAUCAAGAAGGAAAUUGGUUAUAUUCAAUUGAAACUUAUCUACCUGUAAUUGACGGAGUCGAGUUCAAGGAUUUGCCAAUGAAUUUAUAUAAAAGCGGUAAAUGGAAUUCUGAUAAGGAUAUGAUUAUCGGCGUCACAACGGAAGAACAGGCAAAUGAUGCAUAUCUAUAUCCAAAAGAUUUCAGCUUCGACGAGAAAGUGUUUUUGGAUAUGAACACGAAUAUCUUCGCCGAUAAAGAAAUCUCUAGUAUUGUCGUCAAUAAAUACAAAGAGAUUUAUUUUACAAAUUAUGCAGAUUUUCGUGCAACGUUCUCGAAAGAAAUGACAGAAUACAUAUUUCAUUGCCCUAGCAGGCUGAUGGCAAGAUUAGCAUCGCAAACAUCCUCUGCCUCUGUAUAUUAUUACGUCUUUGAUGAGAAGAUUCUCUCUGGAAAAUGUGUUGAAUAUAAUAGUGGAAAUAAGACUGGAUGUUACUUUGCUUUCCAUGCGACAGAAAUUGAGUUUAUUUUUAGGACUUUUGAUGAAGUCAGACCGGACAAUUAUACUGAGAAGCAUUUGUCGGUGGAGAAUCAAUUUAGCACGUAUUUGGGCAGUUUUGUUCGAACUGGAAAUCCUUCAAGCGGCUUGAACAACUCUGUGGGGAGCUUUCCUUCUUGGCCAAAAUACAAAUUUAGCAAUGAUAGAAACCAGUCGUGGUUGUAUAUGUACAUCCAUUCUCCAUCCGGUGAAGUAAGACAGGGAUUUCAGGAUGAAAUCUGUGAUUUUUGGUAUAGUAUUAACUACGGACAACUUGAUCACACGAUGUCGACUGCAACAGAAACAUCGAUAUACACCACUACCGAAGAACAAAGUACAACUAGUCACGCAAUGCGCCCAAUUCAACGUUCAUCCGUGACAGUUACAGCGUUGCUUUUUGGGACGUUAGUAUGUGUCCUCACACAAUGUUGAUUAUAAAUUCUUUCAUGAAAAUGUUUUAAGGUUAAUUUGAACAAUAAUUGC
Styela clava is the source of this 1957-nucleotide messenger RNA. RefSeq names its product crystal protein-like. NCBI's taxonomy places the organism in Eukaryota, Metazoa, Chordata, Ascidiacea, Stolidobranchia, Styelidae. The record is from RefSeq and is a predicted model, not a curated record.